Molecule: messenger RNA, 1449 nt
Organism: Penicillium macrosclerotiorum
Lineage: Eukaryota; Fungi; Ascomycota; Eurotiomycetes; Eurotiales; Aspergillaceae
Product: microfibrillar-associated 1 family protein
Exons: 1
Coding region: 1-1449 (482 amino acids)
Biological process (GO): mRNA splicing, via spliceosome
Cellular component (GO): U2-type spliceosomal complex
Molecular function (GO): RNA binding
Source: RefSeq, a predicted model, not a curated record
AUGCCACCUCCGCUCCCGUCCUCCCAUCGCGGGAUGACCGCGAACCCACUCAAGCCCGUGAGUCGUUACCGCCCUGGAAAAGCGAUCGCAGAGGAACCAUCUUCGUCUGAAGAGGAAGAGGAAGAAGAGGACAUCGAGGCGCAAAAGGAACAAGAACGUCAACGAGCCGAGGCGCAGCGACGCAGACAGCAGGCCCCCAAGGCUAGCUCAUUCCCCGCUGCUGCUGCCCGCAAAGUCCAAGAGGAGGAGGAGGAAGAAGACGAGGAGGGAUUUGUGACGGAGGACGAGGACGAGGAAUCCACACAACCUGCGCCUACAAAGGCUGCGCCACCGGCCCAGGGCAUCCCAGAACGGCCGACAGUACCGAAAACAGCUCUAGGAGCGCGAGCGGGAGAGAGCUCAGAGGAAAAGGAAGGCUCUGAAGAGGAGGAAGAAAGCUCAGAAGAGGAAAGCAGCUCGGAGGACGAAGCACCACGGCGGAUGCUAAUACGACCUACGUUCAUCAAGAAGGACAAGCGAAAUGCAGCGGGGCAAGGUGCUGAAGCACAAUCGCAAGCUCCCAUCAGCAGCGCCGACUCCGCAGCCGAUAAUGAGUUGCGCCGCGCCCAGCGGCAGGAGAAGGCGGAUCAGUUGGUGCGGGACCAACUAGAGAAGGAAGCAAUCGCGCGAUCAUCGGCGCACAAAGCCUGGGACGAGGAUGAGGUUGUGGAAGCCGACGACGAAGAAGCCAUUGAUGACCGGGAUGGUGUGGACCCAGAAGCAGAAUACGCGGCGUGGAAACUGCGGGAGCUGAAGCGACUCAAGCGUGAGCGCGAGGCCAUCGAAGAAGCGGAGAAGGAGCGCGAAGAGAUCGAGCGGCGGCGCAACCUCACAGCUGAGGAACGGGACCGUGAAGACCGCGAGUUCCUGGCGCAACAGAAAGAGGACCGCGAGGCGAACCGGGGCCAGACUGGGUUCAUGCAGCGUUACUUCCACAAGGGCGCGUUCUUCCGGGACGAUCAGGAAAAGGAGGGUCUGGACCAGCGUAAUGUUAUGGGACGACGCUUUGUCGACGAUGUUGCACGCGAGACACUGCCUCAGUAUAUGCAGGUUCGUGAUAUGACGAAGCUCGGCAAGAAAGGACGCACUCGCUACCGGGAUCUCAAAACUGAGGAUACGGGUCGGUUUGGCGAGGGCUACCAGAACCGGCGACGGCAAGAUGGCCCUCCCAUUGGCAUUACAGACGAACGUUUUAUGCCAGACCGUGGGAAUGACUGGGGCCAGGGACCGCAGGGACCGACGGGAGCUAAUGCGAGUGUUGUUCGACAACGGCGCAGAUCGAGAACUCGAUCCCGCUCUCCAAGGAGAGACCGGCGCGACGAGAGAAGUCGGUCCAGAGAGCGGCGAAAGCGCAGCCCGUCACCGUACGAGGAUCGCGAUAAACGACGGCGUGUCGAAAGCUCUUCAUGA